Molecule: messenger RNA, 1008 nt
Organism: Lachancea fermentati
Lineage: Eukaryota; Fungi; Ascomycota; Saccharomycetes; Saccharomycetales; Saccharomycetaceae
Source: the annotation of a GenBank genome assembly
AUGUUAGUUCCACCAGCGAAUUUUGGGUUAGCCGAGGAGGGGAUAUACCGGUGUUCGAAGAUCGAAACCCUGAAUCUAUCCUUCUUGGAGACUCUCGGUUUGAAAACAGUGAUAUUUGUCGGAGGGCAGGAACCAUCAAAGUUCUUCAAAGAGUUCUUCGAAAGAUGUUGCAUUGAGUGGUAUGUUGUUAAAACGGCUGAAGUCACAUCAACGUUGGAUCCACUUAAUCCAGCAGGGUCAAAACGAGACGACGAAAUAACCUCUAAUAAAUCUACUCAAAAUUUCGCUAAAGUAUCUUAUGAACUUAAUGAUAACGAUGAUCUGAUGCUUAUCAAAAGCACAUGUCUGAUAAAAGCUUUUAAACUUCUGCUGGAUACUCAGAAUCAUAACACCUUACUAGUUGAUAAAACUUCGAUAGUAGUAGGGAUUUUGAGGAAAAUACAAAAGUGGAAUAUAUCAUCAAUUGUCAAUGAAUAUCGCCUAUUUACAGGUAAGAACAGCAAUUAUUUUGCCGAAACGUUUCUGGAGAUCAUAAAUGUUCGAAUAAUUCAACAGCAUGACGAUAGUUCAACUAAUAACAUAGACGAUGCUGAUAUUGAGCGAUACAUGAAUAAAGAAAAUGGUACCUACCGUGCACCUCAUUGGGAAGUCGUACGUGAAACUGAUCUUUUAUUGCCCCCCUCAUUACCUUGGCACCUUUUUAAAGUACUCAAAGAAAUGGAAGGGGAGAACGACAAUGUUACUUCUGAACGAAAUCCAAGUAAAGUCCCAAAUAUGUCUAGAACACAUUCUAAUCUUGGUAUAUUUGGUAACCGCUAUAGGUUAGCUUUUAACAAACAAGAGCGUGCGGAUUAUGAAUAUUACAAGAGCUUGAAUACAAACACUUUAGUCCUGACAAUUCCCAAAGAAACAUUAUUGCCUGCUUGGUUUGUCUUCCAGAGAGACCUAUGGGAGAAGGAGAACGUGAAAGAGGAGCACAAUUUUUACAAAGAAAAGAUAUUUAUAUAA